GAAAGGAGCCGGCUUUGUGAAAACGCCUCGAUACUUCAGGAAAACUUUUUUAUUUAGUAGUUUGACAGAUGCUGUGUGGCAAAGCAUGAAAACAAUCUUUGGAUAAUCCGUUUUUCACGUUGUUUUUGUGAUGCUGGGACUUUCAUCUCCCAAAAAACAAGGACUUAAGUUACUGACAAUCUCUGGGAUUUGAUUUAACUUUGUUUAUCUCAAGCAGUGGAUAUUUUUUAGGAGCGCAAUCAUUUUCUUUUUUCACACCUUUUCCUUUUUUUCCUCCAUUUUCCACCGGUUGGUCUUUGGUUUGUUAGUUUUGUUGGUUAUUAUCAUCAUCAAAGCUCCCAGGGUCAUGUAAGGAGCCGUUCCUCCGGCCCUGGAUCCCUCUCAUCACCUGUCGACAAGCCGAAGCAAAUCCCUUCGUUAAGACGCACAGGUUUCAGCCAUGUUACGGUGCGUUCUUCAGCGAGCCAACAACCUGAGACACUCUGACCCUCUGGCUAGUGUCACAUUCAGAGGGUCUAAGAAGAAGACGAAGGUCAUCAAGAACAACCCCAACCCUGUUUGGAACGAGGGAUUUGAAUGGGACCUGAAGGGGAUCCCUCUGGACUCUGGAGCAGAGCUGCACUGUGUCGUCAAAGACCAUGAGAAGAUGGGGCGAAACAGGUUUCUUGGGGAAACCCGGCUUGCUCUCAGAGACGUGCUCAACUCUCCCAACUUGGCCGCCACCUUCACCAUCUCCCUGCUGGACACCAAAAGAAACAACACAGGGGCCACACUGACCCUGCAGGUUUCCUACAUCCCUCCUCCAGGAGCGGCUCCAGUAUUUCAGCCUCCUCCUCAGCCUGAGCCUCUGCCCCAUAACAACCCCAGUGUGGAGCUGGACACUGUCACAAUGAUUUCUCUGGACACUCUGGGCGAGGAGGACACAGAGAGUAUGAUGAUGCUGGAGCCGACAGAGGACCAGGGUCCCGACGACGGACGCUCCAUGGUCAUCGUCGGUCCUCAGGGGCCCUCUGGCCACGAGUCCCCCGCCGCCCAGACACCUAAACGCUCACCACCAUCCUACAACACCCACGGAGGGCUGAGGAAGCGGAGGAGAGGAGCCAGCAGUCAGCCCAAACCGCUGCCCAAUAAACCACAGGACUUACAGGUUCGUGUGCGGGUCAUCGAGGGCCGACAGUUGCCGGGCAUCAACCUCAAGCCUGUUGUCAAGGUAACAGUAGCUGGGCAGACCAGGAGGACCCGCAUCAGAAAGGGCAACAACCCGUUCUUUGAUGAGACGUUCUUCCUGAACUUCUUCGAGACUCCUUCAGAUUUGUUUGAUGAACCCAUCUUCAUCACUGUGUGUGACUCCCGCUCGCUCAGAACUGAUGCUGUGAUCGGAGAAUUCAAGUUGGAUGUGGGCACCGUCUACAAUGAGCACAGACACUGCUUCUUGAGAAAAUGGCUGCUGCUCUGUGACCCCGACGACCUGUCUGCCGGGGUCAAAGGUUACCUGAAGGUCAGCCUGAUGGUUUUGGCAGCUGGAGACGAGCCACCGGCCGAUAAACGUGAGUGUGUGGAGGACAAAGAGGAUAUAGAAGGAAACCUGCUGAGACCGGCUGGUCUGUCCCUGAGAGGAGCCAGUUUCUCCCUGAGGAUCUUCAGAGCUGAAGACCUGCCACAAAUGGACGACGCCUUCAUGGAUGGGAUGAGGCAGAUUCUUGGGUUCGACAGCAACAGGAAGAACCUGGUGGAUCCUCUGGUGGAAAUCCACUUCGCUGGCAAAACUGUUUGCACUAAGAUUCUGGAGAAGAACGCCAAUCCACAGUGGAACCAGAGUCUGACCAUGCCUGUCAGGUUUCCCUCCAUGUGUGAGAAGAUGAGGAUCAGAAUUCUGGACUGGGACAGAGCCAGUCACAAUGAUGUCAUCAGCACCACCCACCUCUGUAUGUCUAAGAUCUCUGCCCCCGGCGGAGAGAUAGAUGUGGAUGACAGUCUCGGUUUCCUGCCAACGUUUGGUCCUUGUUUUGUCAACCUGUACGGCAGCCCCAGAGAGUUCACCGCCUUCAACGAUCCGCACGAAGUGCUCAACCUCGGAAAAGGGGAGGGCGUGGCGUACCGAGGUCGAGUCUUACUGGAACUAACCACAAAACUCGUGGACAAGCCGGAGCAGAGGACUGAAGACAUACCAUCAGAUGACCUGCUGGUGGUGGAGAAGUUCCUCAGGAAGAGGAAGUUCUCUCUCUUUGUAGCGUUUUACUCUGCCACGCUCCUCCAGGACGUGGACGACGCCAUCCAGUUCGAGGUCAGCAUCGGGAACUAUGGCAACAGGUUCGACUACACCUGCCUCCCUCUGGCCUCCACCACCCAGUACAGCAGGGCGGUGUUUGACGGUUGCCACUACUACUACCUCCCCUGGGGAAACGUGAAGCCGGUGGUGGUCCUGUCUUCAGAGUGGGAAGAUAUCAAACCGAGGAUCGAGGCUCUCAACAUGCUGCUGGCCGUCAUAGAGAGACUGGAGGAGAACCUGCAGCGGGUGCAGCUGGAGGUGAAGGCGGGCAGUGAUCUGGAGGAGGUGGAGCUCCGAGUGGUCGAGCUGUUGGAUCAGAUCAUCACAGACUGCAGUGAAGAGCUACCCUCUCUGGACCAGUGGCAGUGCGCGACCCCUCUGGACCGCUCCCUGAGGCACAUUCGCACUCUCCACCUGCAGCAGAUUGUCGCGGCGGCCGAGGCUCUGAAGCACGGACCUGCCACUGAGCUGUCCACGGUGCUGGAGCAGGCUGAGGACUGGGCCAGCAGGCUGAGGACAAUGGCCGAGGAGCCUCAGAACAGCCUCCCAGACAUCGUGAUAUGGAUGCUGCAGGGUGACCGCCGGGUGGCGUACCACCGCAUCCCAGCACACACUGUCAUCUUCUCCCAGCAGCACUGUGGGAAACACUGCGGACAGCUGCAGACUGUCUUUCUAAAGAACCCACAGGGCAGCGGCGGAGAGGCCAAACUUCCCGGUCAGCUGAGGGUCAAAGUCUGGUUUGGAUUGGCUGCUGACGUCAAACACUUCAACCAAUACGCUGAAGGGAAACUGUCAGUCUUUGCUGAGACGUAUGAGAACCAGACCCGACUGGCCCUGGUGGGCAGCUGGGGAACUACAGGUCUGACCUAUCCAAAGUUCAGUGACGUCACUGGAAGAAUCAAACUGCCCAAAGAGAGCUUCAAACCCUCGCCUGGCUGGACCUGGGCUGGAGACUGGUACAUCAGUCCCGAGAAGACACUGCUGUUUGACGUGGACGCUGGUCACAUGACCUUCUCAGAGGAAGUGUUUGAGAACCAGAUGAGGUUACCAGGCGGACAGUGGAUCGGUAUGCCGGAGGGUUACACUGACGUGAAUGGGGAGAAGGCUGUGCCAAAGGACGAGGUGGAGUGUCCUCCAGGGUGGGCGUGGGAGGAAGUGGAGUGGAGCGAAGAUCUCAACAGAGCUGUGGAUGACCAAGGAUGGGAGUACGGCAUCACCAUCCCUCCGGACCGCCGUCCCAAGUCGUGGGUGCCGGCAGAGAAGAUGUACCACACCAACCGAAGGCGACGAUGGAUACGAAUGAGACGGCGAGACCAGCAGAAGAUGGACGCCCUCAGAAAGCAACGUCCGGACGAGACAGAGAGGGAGGGCUGGGAGUAUGCGUCGCUCUUCGGCUGGAGGUUCCACCUGAAGCCCAGGAAGACAGACAGCUUCAGGAGACGCAGGUGGAGGUGCCGCAUGGAGCCGCUGGAGAAGACAGGACCCGCGGCCAUCUUUGCUCUGGAGUGUUCUUUGAGCAGUAUAGAGGACAAGAAUGACGACAAGUCCGUCACCACCACAUUCGGAGUCAACAGACCGACCAUUUCCUGUUUCUUUGACCGCGGAACCCGCUACCACCUGCGCUGCUACCUGUACCAAGCCAGAGACCUGCUGGCCAUGGACAAAGACAGCUUCUCAGACCCGUACGCCAUUGUGUCGUUCCUCCAUCAGUCCCAGAAAACAGUGACGGUGCGUAACACUCUGAAUCCCACCUGGGACCAGACGCUCAUCUUCUAUGAGGUGGAGAUUUGUGGCGACCCCGAGGCCACGAUGGCCAAUCCGCCCAACGUGGUGGUGGAGCUUUACGAUCAGGACACAUACGGCGCAGAUGAGUUCAUGGGCCGCUGUGUGUGCCAGCCCACCCUCACCACCUCCCCCCAGCUGGCCUGGUUCCCGAUUCGCCAAGGGGACAAGAACGCCGGCGAGCUGCUGGCCGCCUUUGAACUGAUACGCAGAGAAAAGCCAGCGGUUCAUCAUAUCCCAGGUCAAGAGGGAGACAUCAUGACCUCCACCCACGUUCUAGAUGAGUUGAUGUUUCCGGGAUUCCUCUCUGAAAACCUGCAGCAAUGGCCGGAGGAGUCGGACCUCCCGCACCCGCCCCCUCAGAGAGAGCCCAACGUCUUCGUGGUUCCUCAGGGAAUCAAACCUGUUCUGCAGAGAACCGCCAUCGAGAUCUUGGCGUGGGGCGUCCGCAACCUGAAGAGUUUCCAGUUGGCGAGCAUCACCUCCCCGAGCCUGCAGGUGGAGUGCGGAGGCAUCAUGGUCCAGAGCUGCGUCAUCCGCAGCAUGAAGAAGAAGCCCAACUUCGACGUCAACAUGCUCAUCCUUGAUGUGAGACUUCCCUGCGAGGAGCUCUACAUGCCGCCAAUCGUCAUCAAAGUCAUCGACAACCGUCAGUUUGGGAGGAAGCCGGUAGUCGGUCAGUGCACCAUCCGGUCGCUGGAGGAGUACCGGUGCAGCCUGGAGGAGGAACAAGCAACAGAGGAGGAGGAAGAGGAGGAAUGGAGACGUGAGACACCCCAGUUAAUUUCUGGGGAUGUUUUCAUUGACAUUGAUGACGAGGAGCCGCUCGUGCCUGACCAGGAAGAGGAGUUCAUGGACUGGUGGAGUAAGUUCUACGCCUCGACCGGAGAGAAAAACAAGUACGGGACAUACCUGGAGAGAGGCUACGACACGCUGAAGGUGUAUGACCGGGAGUUAGAGAAGGUGGAAGAUUUCAAUGGUCUCUCAGAUUUCUGUCAGACUUUCAAGCUGUACAGAGGAAAGACUCAGGAUGAAGGAGAAGAUCCUUCAGUGGUGGGAGAGUUCAAGGGUAUGUUCAAGAUCUACCCCCUGCCGGAAGACCCCUCCGUCCCCCCUCCCCCCAGGCAAUUCAGAAAACUUCCUCCAAACGGCAUAGAGGAAUGUCUGGUCCGAGUCUACAUCAUCCAGGCUCAAGGACUGCAGCCCAAAGACACCAAUGGGAAGUGUGACCCCUAUGUAAAGAUCACUUUGGGGAAAAAGACCAUCAACGACCAUGAAAACUACAUCCCCUGUACACUGGACCCUGUCUUUGGAAAGAUGUUCGAGCUCACCUGUUCGCUCCCUCUGGAGAAGGACCUCCGGGUGAUGCUGUACGACCACGACAUGCUCACCAAAGACGAGAAGAUCGGAGAGACGGUGAUCGACCUGGAGAACCGCUUCCUGUCCAAAUAUGGAGCCAUGUGUGGCCUGCCGCAGUCCUACUGCGUGUCAGGGGUAAACCAGUGGCGAGACCAGCUGACACCCAGGCAGCUGCUGCACAAAGUGUGUGAGCGACGAAACCUGCAAAAGCCCGUCUACCAAGACGACGUGGUCCACUUCAGAGGGGACCAGUACACCGCUGCAGACCUUGAGGACAAAAACAUGUCCAAACAUCAUCUCGGUCCAAUUAAGGAGCGACUGGCCCUCCUCAUCUUGAGGAAGAUGGGGUUUGUACCUGAACACGUGGAGACCAGAGCGCUGUACAGCCCACUGCAGCCCGACAUCCAGCAGGGCCGUCUGAUGAUGUGGGUGGACCUGUUCCCCAAGUCGCUGGGACUGCCUGGACCCCCGUUCAACGUCACCCCACGCAAGGCCAAGAAGUUCUUCCUGCGUUGCAUCAUCUGGAACACCAGUGAUGUCAUCCUGGAUGAUGUCAGUCUCAGCGGGGAGAAAAUGAGUGACAUCUACGUUAAGAGCUGGCUCGACGGACACGAACACAACAAGCAGAAGACCGACGUCCACUACCGCUCACUGGGCGGGGAGGGAAACUUCAACUACAGAUUCCUGUUUCCUUUCCACUACUUACCUGCUGAGCAGCUCUGUGUCAUCGACAGGAAGGAACAUUUCUGGAGUCUGGAUAAAGCUGAGACCAAACUGCCUCCUAAACUGACCAUCCAGAUCUGGGACAAUGACAAGUUCUCCUUCGACGACUACCUCGGUCACCUGGUGAUGGACCUGAACCACAUGCUGCGCCCCGCCAAGUCUGCAGAGAAAUGUAACCUGCAGCUGCUGGAGCAGCCGGCGGAUAAACUGGUGUCUCUGUUCGAGCAGAAGACCGUCAAAGGAUGGUGGCCCUGCACCUGCGAGCAAAACGGAGAGAAGAUCCUCGCUGGGAAGGUGGAGAUGUCUCUGGAGAUCGUGACGGAGCAGGAGCAGGAGGAGAGACCGGCUGGACUCGGGAGAGACGAACCCAACAUGAACCCUCACCUGGAGGAGCCUCAGCGCCCAGAGACCUCCUUCCUGUGGUUCUCCUCCCCCUAUAAGACUCUCAAGUUCAUCCUUUGGAGGCGGUUCAAGUGGUUCAUCAUCCUCUUCAUUAUUCUCUUCUUCAUCUUACUCUUCCUCGGCGUCUUCCUCUACUCCUUCCCGAACUACGCUGCCAUGAAGAUGGUGGGACCUUUCGGACCGGCCAAGGCAGCAGAGUGACGAUAGAGGAGAGACGAGGAAAGUGGAGAGAAUAAACAGAAGAAAGAAAACGAGCUGAAGAACAACGUUUAUACGAGUGAAAUGAGGCUGAAUUUAACCAGUUUUCAUGCCAUUCUUCUUCCUUUCCCCGAGUCUUUAAAACAUCUUGCUAAAGUUGGGAGCGAAAACUGCAGUGAUGAACUCGUGAACUUUCGUCUGACUGUUCCAGAUAAGUUUACACUCUCUUUUGUACAGAUAGACCUGAUUAGCAAUAGUGCCCGAGGUUCACAAACACCUCCGACACGACGAGCGAGUGUGUUUUCCAUUUGUGCCUUCACCGUCUCCCCUCUCAUCACAAACGCCGCAUUACUGUACCGAACGUUCUCAUCAGAUCUCAGCAUGUGUCGCCCGCGUCCUCGUCGUCCCUCCGUCUCCUCCGCCCUCACGCUGAGAAGAAGGGGAAUAAAAGCUCAUCGCCAAACGUUGCCAUGUUCGGGAGAAAGAAAAAAAACAGAAUCAAAGAUUGUGAUGUUGUUGCCUGAUCUUUUCACCACCUGCUGUUUCCCCCCGGCGGCGCUGAGGCACAGUCAGGUCAGGCAGCGGUGACUGAACGGCUUCAAACCGUCAAACUUUUAUCAUCUAAAGAUUCAGUGUUUAUGAAGAAGAAGCUUAAAAACAAUGGUGAUCCUAUUCUCUGUACAGUAUGACAUCAUUUCUACAUGUGCUGCCUUCAAGUGCAAUCAGAAAAGUCGUUAAAUGUACAACUUGAUAUCUUAUGUUAUCUGCUUUAUUGUCUUAUCUGGUUUGUCUCAGAAGUUACCAGUUUAAAUAUAGCGUUUAAAAAUCCAAGCUGCGUUCACAAUCACCUCCUCACAUGUACAUGUUUAACCUCCACGUUGUAAAGUUACUUCCUGCUUCUCCUCUUCUUCCCUUUCCUCUUUCUCCUCAGCCUCACCUUCUUUUUUCCUCCUGCUUUGCUGCCCCUCCAUGUCCUUUUCCUCCCUUCCCAUUCCCCUCCUUCCUUUUAAACCUUCGUCUAUCCUCCUUUAUCUCAUUGUGCUCUUCCUCUUCUUCUCCCCAGUCUCAUUUUCUUCCUUCUCUCCUCCCCGUUUCCUUUUCAUCCUCAUUUCCUCCUCCUUUGCUUUCCCUCCACUUACUUUUCCUCCUGUUCCUCCUCCUCUUCUUCCCUUCUCUUCCUUUUUAUCCUCCUCUCUCCUUUGCUCCUCUAUCCUCCUUCAUCUCAUUAUGUUCUUCCUCCUCUUCUCCUAAGUCUUGACUUCUUCCAUGUCCUUUUCAUCCUUCCUUCCUGUUCCCUUCCUUCCUUUUUAACCUCCUCCUCCUCUUCCCCUUUGCUACCCUUCCUCUAUCCUCCUUUUCCAAAUGUCUUCUUGCUUCUUCUUUUGCUCCUGUUCUUCCUCCUCCUCCUCCUCUCUUUUACACCUCUUCUUCUAUCCUCCUUUAUCCCAUUGUGUUCUUCCUCUUCUUCCCUUUCCAUUUCCUCAUUAGCCUUACCAUUUCCCUGUUUUCAGAUUGUUUCCUCUCCUCUUCCUCCUCAUUGCCUCCUCCUCCUCCUUUCCUGACUCCUAUCAUUCUUCCUCCUCUUCUCCCCAUCUUCUCACUUCUCCACCUUUGCUUUCUUUUAUCCUCAUUUCCUCCUCCUUUGCUUUCCCGCCACUUAAUUUUCCUCCUCUUCUUCCUCCUUUUCUCCCCCGCCUAGUCUUCUACGUCCUCCUGUUCCUCCUUCCUUCCUUUUUGUCCUCACCCCCCUCAUUUUCUCCUCCUCUUCUCACUUGUGUCCUUUCUUCUGUCCUCCUUUAUCUUAUUAUAUCUUCUUCCCAUCUUCCCUUUUUUUUCUCCUCCUCUUCAUUUCCUCCUUUUUCUUUCAGUCUCCUUAACUUCCUUGUCCUGCUUUAAAUUAUUUCUCCUCCCCCCUUCAUUCCUUUCUUCUUUCCCUCCAUCUCUCCCUACACUUCUUUCACCUCCUGCAUUAACCACCUCUUCUUCCCAUCCUCCUUUUUCCCUCCUCCUCCUCUGCCACCUUCUCAGUUUUUCCUCUCCUUCAUUUUCAUCCUCCUCCUUUCUUCUGCCGUUCCUCCUCUUUUUCAUUCAUCCUUUAUCUUUGCGUCUCCCCAACUUCCUCGUCCUGCUUAAAAUUAUAUCUUCCUCCUUCUUCACCUCCCCUUCAUGCCUUUCCUAUUCUCCUCCCUCUGUUUUUGCAUCUCCUUCUCCAUUUCUCUUUCCCACUGCAUAAAACUUCUCCUCCCUCCGUUUCCACUUCAUACUCUAUUUUUUCCUCCUCUUCACCUUCAUCCUCCUUUUCUCCCUUCUGCCUUUUGCAUCCUCCUGCAUGUCAUUGUGUUAUUCAUCCUCUUCGUCGUCCUCUCAUGUCCUCCUUCCUCGUUUCCUCCUUUUCCUUUGCUUCUCUCCGGUCAUUCUUUUCUUACUUCCCUUCUUCUCCUCUUGCUCAAACUCUGUCUGCCGUCCUCUUCUCCCCAUCUUUCUUCUUGUUUUUUCCUCCUCCUCCUCCUCUUCUUCCUUCUCCUUUUUGUGUCCACCUGCAUCCCACUGUGUUCCUUCUCCUCUUCUUCAUCCUCCAUCGCCUCCUUUCUUUUUCCUUUGAGUCUACCUAAUUUCCUUGUCCUGGCUAAAGUUUUCUUCCUCCCUCUUUCCUUUCCUUUACUCUCACUUCCCUCCUUCUCUUGCUUCUCCUUAUUCAUUUCUGCCUCCUCUUUCCUCCCCUUCACCUCCACCCUCCUCGUCUUCCCUCUGCUCUUUGCGCCUAGUCUUUCAGCACUCUCAGGGUUCAGCAUGUUAAGUCAGGGAUUUGCUCUUGUUGAUCUCGGCGGUGGUUUAGGCUUUGAAAGUUUGUUUUAGACAGAUGGAUGUGCACAGAUAAGGACGACACACACACGCACACACACACUAAGACACACACAAAGUCCGAACAGGAAAGGUUAGAGGAGAGGGACUAAUCCGCCCAAGAUCUUACAGGAUUUCCUGAAGUACGUUUAUGAGCUCAUAAGUGUGUUUUUUGAAACUGAACACAAACAAGAGAGAGAUUUAACUCCACUCUCUUCUUCUCUUGUUUAAUUCUGCAUCUUCUCAGUGGUUCCCUCUAAAGUCCAAAGGCUGGGUGCGAUCACGUGUCCGUUUGUUAGUUUGCUUUGGUCCGCACCGGAGUGGAAAAGUUGACUUUGUCCCGUUUGGUUCGUUUGGGUUUCACACCAGCCAAUUACGAGCCAACCGGGCCUUGUAAACAAAAGUCACAAGCUCAUUUAUUGGACAGCGAGUUGGUCGUCCCGGCCAGGUCAGAGAGGGUUUACCUCCAGCUCUGCUAACCUCAGCAUAUAUCACAGUAAUUAACCUUUGAAAAUCACUUAACAGCACAUCGAAUCUGAGCACCGGUCCAGACUUUUACUCCAGAAUCCCGUUCGUUCGGCCCAGCUUUCCAAACACGAGCAACUCGCUCGCUAUCAGAUGUCAACAUUUGUCUCCUUGUGCCCAUAAAGUCAGGCAUUGUGAGUUGUUUCCUGCAGAGCUGAGACCGCUGUGCUGCUCCUGAGAAACCACUGCGCAGUUUGCUUGGAGGUGGGCAGAGACCAGUCAGUGCCAGUGUAGUUCAAAUGGGUUAGAAACAAACUAAAUGCAAAGACUGAAAGAAAGGAAAGCUCAUUGAGGUGCAUUUUAUUCAUUAGCAGAACACUAAAAAGCAUUAAGGCACUCCUGAGUUAAAUCAGGAGUGCCUUGAUUGUAUUCUAGUGAUUUAGUGACACUACAUUGGUCUAGUUUGAAUCAUGUUCGUUUUCUAUGCACCAUUUGGCUUCCCUGUUUGAAUGUAAGCAUUUCUUACUGCCUACUGGAUCCGGCUGUGAUAAUCUUCUACCAUUCAGCAGACCCUACGCACAGGGCCUAUGCCGUUGUGAGCAUUUAUACUUGUGCGGUGGUGUGUCUGUGUCACUCUGCAGUUACACCUCCAAAACACUAGUUGGUGGCAGAGGUUUCUGUGAAGUGCUGUGAAGUUAAGUUGAUUCAAAACACACAUUAAACACACAUUAAACAUGGCUUAAUAGAGACAAUUUCAAACACAAGUACACAAAUCAGCUUCACUAUAAAGGCCAAAACACACCGGCGCCAUACGACGCACGUCGACAUGCUGCGCCGCGGCACUUUACGCUAUUGUCCUAUUUUUCCAGUGUCGCCGCCCUUGAAAAAGCACUAUUUUGUACUUCCCAGCUCCCAUAGUUAAUUAAUAACAUAAAGACAACUACAAUAGGCAACGUACCGUUGUUGUCUAGUUGUCGUGGUCGUCCUGCAUUGUGUGUUUUCUUCUUGCGCCCCGUCUUCUUCCUCGUCUUUUGUUCUAAUUGGCGGUUGGCAACCAGUACCACGACCUAGCGGACUGGAGUGUGCAGUAGAAAUCCAGUUGACACCCCGCAGCACGACGCUUUUUGUGUGUGUUGGGGGCGGCACUUGACUCGCGUCAAUGACGCUGCCGUCAUAUGACGCCGCCGGUGUGUUUUGGCCUUAACUCGCAGCAUUCACAGACAAACACUUGUCUUUAUCUGGACACAUUUUCCAAGCAAAUACAACAUGCUAACGUUAUUAGCACAAGCCUAUGGCAUUUUACAUUGUAUAAAUUAGCCUAGCAGCUAGCAGCAACAUUUAACAAAGGUAACAUUACAAAUUUGGCUCCAUUACAACUCACAAGGUUCACCAACAAAACAACUGUCUUAUACUAAACACGUUUUCCAAACAAGUACAACAUGCUAACAUUAUUAGCACAAGCCUUUGGCAUUUUACAUUGUAUAAAUUAGCCUUAAUAAAGACUUAAUAAAAGCUUUGUUUCCACUGAGGGAAAUGGUUUCAGCUUACAGAAAAAGACAGGAGGUCUGUGUCACCGUGACGUGUAGUUACAUUUCUGGGGAGGUGCACGUCAGGCUGCGGUGUAGGAGAUGGUGUAGUCUCUACAUCAGCGCAGAGCCUGCGUCUUAGGUACAGCGUUGAUUCGAUGCAGAAGUAUAAAUCCCGUAUUACAAGGAUGAAGAUAGAGAUCCAAGUUAAGAAAACAUAAGACAACAUAAGAAAAAGAAAGUCUCCGAAGCAAGAAUUUGACAUCCACACGAUGAGUGAUCAAAAGCAAAAGUUAGAAGCAGAGCUUCACACCGCAACAACUGCAUCUGUUACCACAUCUAACUGUGCUAAAAACGUGUAAUUAUGCUUGUAGAAACUAUGCUAAAUUUUAAAUGCUUCUUUUCGCUCCUAAAGUGUUUCCAUUGGACUCUGAAACAGCGACAGAACUGAGUAGCGCAACCAGAACAUGACGCAGCCGGAUCCUGUGGGCACUGGCAGUUAGACACAACAAAGCUGGUUGUGAGACACUAAAAUCUGUUUUGAAAUAAGUUGUUUGAAGCAUUUGAUAGCUUUUAUUUUACUAUCAGUGUUAACUAGUGUUCGUACUUUAGGGUAUUUAGCUGUUGUUGGGUGAAUGGUUGGGUUUUCCUGCUUGGUGUUCUUUGGUUCAGGCCACCUCUCUGUCCAAAAUACGUGAUUUCAGUCAGGACAACUUUAGCCAAAUAAAACUUUAUUUUCAUUUGCAGUAUUAUAUUUGGCGGUAUAGCUCUGUUCUGGGGCCACUCUGCCUUUCCUCAGGCCUACCCAGAAAGCCUAAGAUGGAGAGAUCACUCCUUUCUGCCCUUCCAUGCGCCUACACAGAAAGCCAAAGGUGGAGAGAGCACACCUCUCUGCCCUUCUACAUGCAAACGAAGAAAACCUAAGGCAGAGAGAGCACACCUCACUGCCCUUCCAUGCGCCUACAUGGAAAGCCUAAGGCAGGGAGAGCAGCAGCAAAGACCCCACGGGAACAGAACAGAGCAGCAUCAAAGACAAACGGAAAUGACACUGAUAAGUCAGACACAGCAUGAAAAGGAGGAGCUGGGGUGGAGGUGGGUUGCAAAGCAGCUUGCAGAGGAAGCAGCAACAGCAGGCAGGCCAGAGCAGUUUAAAUAGGGCGCCCUGAAUGAGAUUCGCCAAGUGGUUGCAUAUAAAGGAAUCAUGUGAUCUAUCAGCUGACUCCCCUUGUCAGUUGAUUGGGCCGUUUGAGAUCAGCUGAUGUAGCUGGGAUGUGAGCUGAGCAUGACAUCGUGUCCUGCCUGAACUGACGCUGUGCUCAGUUUGUGAUUCUUCAAGCUGUUUACAUGAAGAAAUAACCUUGAAGUUUGAGUGAAGACUGAAAUUUACCACUUGCUGAAAAUGCGUCUUCAGAUACAAGGCAGAAAAAAUAAAAUAGGUGUCUUCUUCUUCACUUUAGAUGAUACAAAGUGACACAAAAUGGUUCAGCUCGGUCGAGAAUUUGCACGCUGCGCUUGAAUGAAAGCCAACGAGAUACCUGUGAGGACGUGGACGAGAAAAUUGUAUUUAGAUUUUUGUCUGGGUGUUUGCCUGAACAGAUGACGAGUUUAUUGACUUUUUUUGUAAGUGUAUUACUUGUGUUAGUGUGUUGAAGUAUCUGCAGUUAUAUAUUUGAAAGAGCUUUAAACGUCCUGCUGAUGUAAACCCACGAAGCCUCAAAAUGGAGAAACCUUAUUUGACAAUCCUGUCAUUAUCAGUGAAAGUGCUCUUUAUUAUUUUAUUCCAAGAUGCCUUCGUACCGCAAAGUAAACAUGAAUUCAGCACUGUUUUGCCCCGAUGUUAUCCCUGUCAGUAAAUGCAACGUGCCUUUAGCCUUUAGCUUUGCUGCCUUGACAUAACACUAACCUCAGCAGAGAGAUCGCAAACAACCAAAAUGCUGUUUUUUUAAUAGCUACGACUUCCAGUUGCCUUCAUGAUGCUUGCUGCUGUCUAAAUGAGCAUUCACCCAAAAAUUUUAAUUAAAAUUUGUCGUUUUUUUGGUGGCUAUGCACUGAAUUAAACUGCUUAACCAAUCUCUGAUGGGUUGAAACUUUUAGCUAACUUUCACCUCUGGCCACACCCCAAUCUGUGACGUCGCUAUAUUAUUUUUCCAUUAGCUGUCGAGGUCAGAAUACCUGCUAUGACAUCACUGAUCGGGGCUUGACCAGAGUAAACGUGUGAUUAUUCUGUGCAAAUUAGCAACACUUGAUUUUCUUUUUCUUGAAGUUUGAAUUCUUGAAACGACUCGUUAAAGGCAUAGUUUGACAUUUUAGGAAAUAUGUUUACUUUAUUUCAUAGUAUUACAUAUAAGAUUGAUACCACUUUAAUGUCUUUACAUUACCCAUUAGCUUAGCUUAGCAUAAAGACUUUAGAGCUGCUGGUAGGUGGAUUUUGUUACGUCUGCACAGAAUAGGCAUAUCUCAAAAAAUGUCAAACUAUUCUUCAGGGGAUGAAAAAAUAAAAUCUCCAAAAUGCAGUUUUUACAUGUGCAAAAAUGCACGUUUGCAAAUCUUAAAGCUUUUUCUUUUUCUUUUUGUUUUUUUUUUUUAAACCCUAUAACUUGCACUGAACUAUAAAAGCAGAAACAAAGACAUAGGCCAGAUUUGACUGUGAUUCCUGUUGCUGCAACAAAAAGCUUUCCUCUCUGGAUGUACACGACAACACAAGCAUCCCUCUGCCGUAAAACUGCACUAAACAAUAACACGUACAGGAACUGGAAACAAAAACUGGUUUGAAGUUGAAUGAGUGUUUUUACAUGAACAGCACCGUGACAGUCUCUUAAGUUGUUGUUGUUGUUGAUGUGGUAGAAGGUGGCCGACAGUAUUGAUGAUAUUUUAAUGUAUUCUGGGAGAAACAGACUGAAUGUAUUCCAAAACAUGACGUGUAUUUGACUUCAUAUCUGCAAAAAAAGCAAUACCAUGUGCACUGCAUUGUGUCAGUAUUAUCAAUAAACUGCAUU
Molecule: messenger RNA, 14561 nt
Organism: Epinephelus moara (kelp grouper)
Lineage: Eukaryota; Metazoa; Chordata; Actinopteri; Perciformes; Serranidae
Gene: dysf
Product: dysferlin, limb girdle muscular dystrophy 2B (autosomal recessive)
Exons: 55
Coding region: 440-6736 (2098 amino acids)
Biological process (GO): T-tubule organization; macrophage activation involved in immune response; vesicle fusion
Cellular component (GO): cytoplasmic vesicle; membrane; T-tubule
Molecular function (GO): calcium ion binding; calcium-dependent phospholipid binding
Source: RefSeq, a predicted model, not a curated record